GGUAACACAGCUUGUGUGAGGGUAUCUCGUGCGCUCCUUUAUUGAGGUCCUGCAAGGAACCCCACUUCUGUCCCACGCUGAUUGUUGCAAUCAAUCAAUACACGCUGUGUUGUUCCUGUUUUCUCUGUCUUAAGUCUCGCACUACUCAUGGCCGUGGUUCAUCGCUACUCGUGUGAACGACGCAGGACUUUCUGCUACCUUCAUGUUUGGGUCGAGCGCUUUCGAUCUGAGGGCUGUUGAUUUUUUGGGUUCUAACUGUGGCGUAUCGAGAAUUUUCGUUGAAGAGGAAGUGUCACGGAUCGUAUCUGCGGUGGCGCUGAGGUCGUUUGGUGAUUAGCGCCUCCGAGGCGGGGCUUGUUUGCACCAGUGUGGGAUAAGGGUUGUGAUAUUAGUGUUGGGUGUUUAGGGUAGAUCUCGCGUUUUAGUGCUUCAGCGCCUUCUACGAGGAGGGUUUGGUGAGCAGUCAGUUGGGAGAGGGUUGGGUGCCUACGAUGAUUCAAGUGACGGUAAGUUCUACAUAGAGAUCAAUUCUUCCCCGACGACGUGCUUGCGAUCAGUGGCGUGGAGAAAGGAAAAGCUUCCGUAAGGACGUCCAGGGGCGGAGUCAACCUGGCGAUGGCGUCGGGAGCUGGGUGGUCGCCCAAGGCUAGAAAUGCUGGUUGGGAUGAUUUACGCAAACAGGCAAGGAAACUGGAAAGUGAGCUUGACGUGAAGCUAGCAUCAUUUCGAAGAAUCGGUACACCAAAAGACGGUCAGGGAGAUGGCAGUGAGGCCGAAAUAGAGAAACUGCUGCAGCACCUCAAUGAAGUGAAUAAGGACAUGCAAAACUGGGUUUCAAAUGCAGGUUCCGAUGUCCUCUCGCACACUCUUGCACGACACAGGAACAUUUUACACGAAUUAAGUCAGGAGUUUGCGAGGAUCCGUGUCAACGCAAAAGUCAACCGCGAACACGCAGAGCUAUUGCAACAUUUUAGCAGAGGUGAUGAGAGAAAUAGCGUCAUGGAUGAUGGGGGCUUUGGUCUACAACAACAAGCUCUUCUGCGGGAACAAGGGGCAAUAAGUAGGAGUACUUCUCAGAUGGAUUCUAUGAUCGGUCAUGCUCACGAAACAUUCAGUGCCUUGAGAUAUCAACGGUCCACAUUCGGGGACAUCUCGGGAAAAAUAAACACCAUCGGUAGCAGGUUACCAUCGGUAAAUGGGGUUUUGACAGCCAUUCGAAGGAGAAGGUCACGUGAUACGAUCAUCAUUGGGUCUGUUGCAUCACUGUGCACUAUACUAAUUCUUUUAUACUGGAUAACUAAGUGAUUUGCAUUUCGAGUCAGUACACUCCCAGAUUUUGAUUGAUUAGAUAUGUGGACAGACAUUACUAUAUUCAGCCCUGGUAGUGAAUGCUCGUGAUGGUUCUCAUUGUCACGAUCGAAGUUUGACAUCAAGAGUGGAACAGUGUUGAACUGAUCGCUUGACCUUGCCAAUCUUUGUUCACACUGAGACCUCCGAACGUAGUAAUAAGUUUGCAUGAACCUUCCAAGGGUUCAAAUUAUUUUGCUGAUUGUAAAUUGGCGCUGUUAUUGUAUUCCUCUGCUUUGCAACCUUUGAGUCU
This is a messenger RNA of Physcomitrium patens, 1600 nucleotides long. Its product is annotated as Golgi SNAP receptor complex member 1-1. Gene Ontology annotation, biological process: endoplasmic reticulum to Golgi vesicle-mediated transport; inter-Golgi cisterna vesicle-mediated transport; vesicle fusion. Gene Ontology annotation, cellular component: Golgi membrane; cis-Golgi network; SNARE complex. Lineage: Eukaryota; Viridiplantae; Streptophyta; Bryopsida; Funariales; Funariaceae. The record is from RefSeq and is a predicted model, not a curated record. Gene Ontology annotation, molecular function: SNAP receptor activity.